CGAGCAUCAUCUCCGCCAACUCUCGAAACUCUUUCCCAAAUUAAAUGCUCAUUGACGGGAAUACAUUGGGUAGUAAGCCCUCAACUUUUUGUUUUUUUACAUGCCACUUGUUACCGCUAAGUGAUAAUUGAGUAUGCGAUAGUUCUUCUCACAAUGCCGAGUCUCGAAGUCCCUGGGGAGUUUCUGAGACAUUCUGUGCUAGAUACAGUUGUCCCGCAUGCUUCAGAUAUAGAUCUCGAGGCAGCGCUGACGUCUGCCUUGGAAGGGGGAGCAGAUGAUAUAUCGUCUGUUCUAUCUUUCAUACCUCAACGCUCACUCCUAUUCUUCGAUGAGUUCUGCACCGCCCGCAUCGUCCUGAGACUCUCCAAUUGCUCGCAGGCGAGCCUGAAACACCAUCUUCAACACCUUGAAGUGAAGCUCGAUGUUUUCGCCAUUGACCCAGCUGAAACAGUCGCCGAAAACCCAACGCCUACUAGAGACCUUAUUUUUUCAGGGGUUGUGGAUAGAGACGAAGAACCGCUGGUCGUGGUAAAUGAAUUUGAAGGAGAGGCAGGAAGUGGUAAUCACGUCUACGUGAUAUGGGGAAUUGAAGCAUUUCUAAAACGCCCUCGCAUACGCAUUCAGCACCCUUCGCUUCUUUUCAUUGCAUCCGUUAGCCUUAACCCAUCUGAGGGUCGACAACGAGAGUCCCGUGACGAUGAUUAUCUUCCUUCAUUGAUCCCUGCGUCUACAAAUAUCCUUCAACCCCUGUCGUCGGAUAAAGCCUUUCCUCAGAAGGAUCCUUUCCUGCCAGCGUCUAGACUUCUGCGGGUCGUGCCGGCGCAGUACAGCGAAGACCCUAUUUAUAACGUCCAGCAACAGUCAGGUCAUCCGAUACGCGUUGUACCAGCAGCUAGUGCAAGGAUACGAUACUCUCGAUUGAAUUCUUACUCUGGACGCCCAACAACUGUAGCGAGCCUUGAUUUUGAGGUGACACCAUUCCUCAAUUGCGAUGUCGUUUUCGAAACGGCAGAACUUCAGAUGUCGGAUGGCACAAUAGAAACCCUUUCUGAAGCGCCCGGAUUGGUUCCGCCCAUAACGUGCCGUCCACGGGAUGAUAUCACCUUGAUAUAUAAAUUGACGCCAGAAUAUGGACCAGAUCCUAAUCCCUCAACAACCGUGAUGGUUAGCAUCUUAGACAUCCGUUUGGAGGCUGUUAUUAAACUAUCAGACAAUUGCAACCCGCGGAUUUUGAUGCAAUGGAGGACGAACGUGGAUUUUUCUAUAGCCCUCAACCCUACCUUUGGUGGACCCAGUCAGGCUUUGCAACGGAACAAUCGCCCGGCUAGCCUCCCUAUGACACCGAGUCAAUCCAACGUCGUGGGAGGGACGCCACCCAGCAGAAGCUCCUUCCGAGAAAGGGCCUAUUCUGUAGCGGAUAUGGGAGUGACAGUGUCAUUUUCUGGUCCUGCUAACGUGGUCGUCGGCAAACCAUUUUCUUGGAAUGUUUUCAUCGUCAAUCGGUCAACAACUCCUCGUAAAUUCGCAUUGAUUGCUAUUCCACGACGGAAGCGAGCCGAUCCCAGAAGUCACGUAGCCCGGCCAUCUUCUUCAUCACUCACCAGUCGGCAGGAGGACCAAGUUGCCGAAGCAGUGACCGAUGAUAAUAUCGUUCAUGCUAUGCAGAAGAGUGUGGCAGGGCAAGAGGCCGAACUGGUCUGUUUGAGCACGGAUCUUCGAGUCGGUCCACUUCUACCCGGGACUUGUUUUGCGACCGAAUUAAAACUACUUCCAUUGACAGUGGGGGCACUCCAUCUCGAAGCCGUGCGUCUUGUGGAGGUGAACACGAAUGAGACGACCGACAUCAAAGAUCUACCGGAUAUUCUAUCCUUCGACAGGAGAAGAAUACCACCUCAGAACACGAAUUAGAGUACAGUACAAUACAGUACAUACAGUACAUAGUGUUAUAUGCUAUCUCUAUGGAAUACAGUAAUGCCUGUAAAUUAGACUUGCGUGUGAUUUUGAUCAGCGGCGACUAAUUGUGAAGCGAAGAACGUACUCUGUGCUCCAAUUGUCCUAUUAAUAAAAGGAAAGUGCUUUACUUGGACAGGGUAGUAAAU
This is a messenger RNA of Aspergillus alliaceus, 2099 nucleotides long. RefSeq names its product TRAPP trafficking subunit Trs65 domain-containing protein. The transcript is spliced from 4 exons. The record is from RefSeq and is a predicted model, not a curated record. Gene Ontology annotation, biological process: intra-Golgi vesicle-mediated transport. Bases 154 to 1908 code for a protein of 584 amino acids. Gene Ontology annotation, cellular component: TRAPPII protein complex; trans-Golgi network. NCBI's taxonomy places the organism in Eukaryota, Fungi, Ascomycota, Eurotiomycetes, Eurotiales, Aspergillaceae.